AUGAUCAUCGGUAACGUCUACUUCAUCGCGGCCGUAGCCGUGGUGGGUGGUGCACUAUUCGGUUUCGAUAUCUCGUCUAUGUCUGCUAUCAUCUCAACUGAUGCAUAUCUGUGUUACUUCGAUCAAGGAGGUAUGGUCGAUGGUAAAUGCACUGGUCCAACUCCAAAUGUUCAAGGUGGUAUCACCGCUGCUAUGCCUGCUGGAAGUUGGCUUGGAGCUUUGAUAUCUGGUUAUAUCUCAGAUAUACUCGGUAGAAAGAAAUCCAUUCAGAUUGGUUCUGUCAUCUGGAUACUCGGUUCAAUUAUCGUCUGCGCUUCCCAAAACAUCCCUAUGCUCAUUGUCGGACGUAUCAUUAACGGUAUCUCGGUUGGGAUCUGCUCUGCUCAAGUUCCUGUCUACAUCACUGAGAUUGCACCACCUUCUAAGCGUGGAAGACUCGUCGGUUGCCAACAAUGGGCUAUCACAUGGGGUAUCCUUAUCAUGUUCUACAUUUGUUACGGAUGCUCAUUCCUCAAAGGAACAUCUGCUUUCCGUAUUCCAUGGGGUCUGCAAAUGGUCCCAGCCGUCUUCCUUUUCUUCGCUCUGUUCUUAUUGCCAGAGUCCCCACGUUGGCUCGCUAGAAAAGACCGAUGGGAAGAGGCUCAACAGGUUUUGGCUCUUGUUCACGCUGGUGGUGAUAUGAACUCUGCAUUUGUUGCCAAGGAAUUGGCGGAAAUCAGAGAAGUUGUUGAAUUUGAGCGAGCUAACGCUGAUGUUACCUACAUGGAGUUGUUCAAGCCCGACAUGAUUAACCGAACACACAUCGGUAUCUUCACACAGAUUUGGUCUCAACUUACUGGUAUGAACGUCAUGAUGUACUACAUUACCUACAUUUUCACCAUGGCCGGUUUGGGUAACAACGUACUCCUACCUUCCUCGAUUCAAUUCAUCAUCAAUGUCGUAAUGACCAUUCCUGGAUUGAUCUGGGUCGACCGAUUGGGUCGUCGUCCUGUUCUCUUGGUUGGAGCUUUCUUGAUGAUGAUUUGGCUCUUUAUCAAUGCCGCUCUCUUGGCCACAUACGGAACAGUUCCAUACAAAGGUCAAUUCUCCAGUGCCGCCGAGUCCAUCUCCAUCACCGGAGCCCCAUCCAAAGCCGUCAUUGCAUGCACAUACCUCUUCGUAGCAUCAUACGCCCCAACAUGGGGACCCGUUUCCUGGAUCUACCCACCCGAGCUCUAUCCACUCCGCGUCCGUGGAAAAGCCGUGGCUCUCUCCACCUCUGCCAAUUGGGCAUUCAAUUUCGCCCUGGCAUACUUUGUUCCCCCGGCCUUUGCCAAUAUUCGCUGGCAAGUCUAUAUCGUCUUUGGAGUUUUCUGCAUAGCCAUGUUCCUUCACGUCUACUUUGUCUUUCCGGAGACAAGUCAGAAACCGUUGGAGGAGGUGGAGGAAAUCUUUGAUUAUUCUACGCCUGGCAGUAUCAAGUUUCUGGGUACGCCGGCUUGGAAGACAAGUGUGGAUACUAGGGCGGGGAGGUUGGAGAGGGGCGAAUUCGACGAGGAGGAUAAAUUGGGUGCUAGUGUGGCGCAUGUUGAUGGGGAUGGGGUGGCGCAGGGUAAUGAGGUUCCUAAGUCUGAUUUUUAG
This is a messenger RNA of Sclerotinia borealis F-4128, 1620 nucleotides long. NCBI's taxonomy places the organism in Eukaryota, Fungi, Ascomycota, Leotiomycetes, Helotiales, Sclerotiniaceae. The record is from the annotation of a GenBank genome assembly.